AGCGCUGCUGGUGAGGUUAGUACAGAUUCCGCGUGAGAGCGCUCCGAGUUGUGGAGAAGGACAGACGGACGGACAAACGGACAAACGGCUGCUGGACAUUAGCCACUGUUAAAUUUCAGUAUUGUCUCGGACCGUAACAACAAGAAGAUGCCACUGGGUGACGAUUGCCAUGCCUGGAAAAAGAAGACCACAGAUGUGAAGGAUCAGUAUGACUUCAAAGAGAUCCUGGGAACAGGAGCUUUCUCCGAGGUGGUCCUGGCUGAGGAGAAGAGGACCCAAAAGUUGGUGGCAAUCAAGUGCAUCCCCAAGAAGGCUUUGGAGGGAAAAGAAAACAGCAUCGAGAAUGAGAUCGCAGUCCUGCACAAGAUCAAACACGCCAACAUUGUUUCUCUGGAGGAGAUAUUCGAAAGCAAAUCACACCUCUACCUCGUCAUGCAGCUGGUGUCUGGAGGGGAACUCUUCGAUCGUAUCAUAGAGAAGGGCUUCUACACGGAGAAAGAUGCCAGUAAGCUCAUUCAGCAGAUUCUGGAUGCCGUCAAAUACCUCCACGACAUGGGCAUUGUGCACCGUGACCUCAAGCCAGAGAAUCUGCUGUACGACAGCAUGGAUGAGGACUCCAAGAUCAUGAUCAGUGACUUCGGUCUGUCUAAAAUCGAGGGCUCUGGCAGUGUGAUGUCGACAGCGUGUGGAACACCUGGAUAUGUUGCCCCUGAAGUGUUGGCUCAGAAGCCCUACAGUAAAGCAGUUGACUGCUGGUCCAUCGGUGUCAUAUCCUAUAUUCUGUUGUGCGGCUACCCUCCGUUCUACGAUGAGAACGACGCCAAACUGUUCGAACAGAUCCUGAAGGCAGAAUAUGAAUUUGAUUCCCCUUACUGGGACGAUAUCUCUGAUUCAGCUAAAGACUUUAUCGUCCACCUGAUGGAGAAAGACUCCAACACGCGUUACACCUGUGAUCAGGCUCUGCAGCACCCCUGGAUUGCUGGGGACACUGCUCUGGACAAGAACAUCCACGAGUCUGUUAGUGCACAGAUCAAGAAGAACUUCGCUAAGAGCAAGUGGAAGCAAGCAUUCAAUGCCACAGCAGUGGUCCGGCACAUGAGGCGUCUCCAGCUGGGCACCAGUAACGAGGGACCCAACCCCACCCUGCCAGAGGAUUGUUGUGAGGGAGGGUGCCCCCAUGACGCUGAUGGCGAUGCUGACGCUCUGUCUACAUGCACCUACCGCUGCCACCCGACCAGCAGGGUUUGAUCCCAGCGGCCGCUCCACUUACUUGCCCAAUAAAUCCCAGUGACUUUCCAAUUUUAACCCCCAUUGGUGGAACCGGAGGCACCAUCUCCCCCUUGUCUGGUUGGGAAUACAGCGUCGUUCCAACCUCUUGCCUGCAGGGGGAGCACGCCUGUCCAGCCUGAGAAUGAAGACCUAAAAUAGGAUGAAAGGAGGAGUAAGGAGAGGUGAUGAUGAUGCACAGGAGGAUUACUUUUUAAGACGGUGCUGUUAGUUUGGGAUCAGUUUAAAAGGGGGAGAGGGUACAAAGAAAGGAGGGGAAAAUAACCUCCUCAACCAGCAUGUCAGGGGGGAUUGUUUUUGCUGAGGCAGGACAGAGCUUGUUGGACACUGUUUACUCAUGCUUUUCUGUUCAACCUGUCUCUUUGUUUGUUUUAUUGUUUUAUAUGUUUUUGUGUUGAUGUCUUUUUAACCUCCUACUGUGGAGUGUAAAUCCAGAGACGAUAUCUGCAUGAUCAGGAGAGAGUUUUCCCCAUGCAUGUUUUAGAAAUAUACCCGCUUGCAAAAAUGCAGUACGAUGCAAAUUUGUUUAUGGUGGAAAGGAUUUUUUCAUAUGUUCCCAUAUUUAAAAUGAAUUUCACAGGAGUAAAUUGUAUGUCUUUAAGUGAUGCUUUUAGACAAUCACUAACAGAAUAGUUCAUAUGCAAUGAACACUCCAUUUAUCUACUAUUACACCUUUCCUGUGGUGAUAUAGUGUUUCCAUGCAGCGGUAAGGCUUCUUGAGAGUAAAGGGCUUCUCCCAUCUCUGUUCUCAAUCCCAAACCUUUCUAACAACUCAAGCACAGGGAUAUAUCUUUGUCUAAGGUGCCUUUAGGAUAUACAGUAUGAUGAGUUUAUUUUUGGGUAGCUUCUGAAAUGUGUUGUCUGUUCCUUGAAGCACAGGCUCUUUAAGUAAUAUUUUCUAUGUAUCACAUUGUAAGCUUAUAAAUGCAGUUCUAUGCUUUUUGCUGUGUUGUAAAGUACUGUAAGAUGAGAUGAAAAUAAAAUAUGUGCACUGACUAAAUGAAAAUAACAUCAACAAUACUAUAUAAAAAAAUAAUAGUGUUUAAAAUCCUUAAAUUCAUGUUUUUCAGGAAUAUUAUUUUUGCCAGCCCAGUCACAUGACACAUUCAAGAACUAUGUGUGUUCAUUUGGAUAUAAAUCCUAAAAUAUAGUUUUUGCAAGCCUGAAAAAGCAUUUUUAAUGAUUGGGUCAACCAGACAAGGCAAAGGCAGAUUGUGUGAAUGCAAAAAACUAAAUUUAAUAUGCAUCCGUCGCCAUGUACUGUAAUCAUUUCGUCAUUCCUAUCCUUUACUUCUUUCAUUCUUUCACGGGCACGAUUCCUCCACAUGCAGUCUGUUAAGAGAGGAAACCUGGAUUAAAGAAUGUGAAUAUGCAUCA
Molecule: messenger RNA, 2664 nt
Organism: Eleginops maclovinus (Patagonian blennie)
Lineage: Eukaryota; Metazoa; Chordata; Actinopteri; Perciformes; Eleginopidae
Gene: camk1b
Product: calcium/calmodulin-dependent protein kinase Ib
Exons: 12
Coding region: 148-1248 (366 amino acids)
Biological process (GO): peptidyl-serine phosphorylation
Cellular component (GO): intracellular anatomical structure
Molecular function (GO): calcium/calmodulin-dependent protein kinase activity; ATP binding; calmodulin binding
Source: RefSeq, a predicted model, not a curated record